UCCCCUCUGCUGUACAGCCUCAGACUGCACGGACAAGAAACUGGUGUAGUGUUUUGCUGCAGAUUUGGAAUGAACUAACGCUUAAGUCUGCAUGUGAGGGACAGCACGUGAUCGGGAUAUUCGCUUUAAUGAUUUCCGUCGUUGAGGUUACAGCAGGAGAUGGCACUGCUGAGCCGCAACACUGAGCCAAUCGGCAACGAACGCUUGGAGAAAUGGGUGUCAGUUGACUCCGGGGGAUUCGGUCAUGUCUACAAGGCCAGGCACAAGGAAUUGUGCAUUGAUGUGGCCAUUAAGAUACUUCGCGAUGAUGUUCGCCCAGCACUGUAUGAAGAGGCUAAAAAUAUGGAAAAAGCCUCCUGUCCGUUUGUGCUGACGCUUUAUGGAAUGUAUCAGGGAUGUCCCCCAUUUGGGGGAACAUCAAUGCAACAGGGAAUAGUGAUGGAGUUCAUGGAAAGAGGAUCUGUUCACUCCCUGCUGAAGGACCUGUCUGGCCCCCCGCCAUGGCCCUUGGCCUUCCGCCUGGCCCAUCAGGUGGGUCUAGGCAUGAACUUCCUCCAUUCAAUGGACCUUAUGCACCAGGAUCUAAAGCCAAGUAAUGUACUGCUGGAUGACAACCUUAAUGCCAAGCUAGCAGACUUUGGUCUGUGCAGGGUUUCCACCAGUGCCUUGAACAGCAGCAGAGAAGCAACAGGAGCAAUUGGAGGCUCACACAAGUACAUGCCUCCUGAGGCUUUUGAGGCAUCAUAUAAACCUACCCGUGCUUUUGACAUAUACAGCUAUGGCAUCCUGCUCUGGUGUAUCGUUACCGGUAAAGAGCCCUAUCCAAUGGCUGAUUACAGUCUUGUGGCCCUGGGGAUCCCUCGAGGGGACAGACCUCCCUGUGACAAAAUUAAGCAGAUGAACGUGGAGGGGUUGAAACAGCUGGUUGACCUCAUGCAGAGGUGCUGGGUUCAAAAUCCCUCCGAGAGGCCACCUUUUAAAGAGUGCCUUAAAGUCACUGAGAAUUUGUUGUCAAUGCACAAGAAGGGAAUUCCUAAUGCAUUCCUUGAAGUCUCGACAAGACUGUCACCAACCAGUAAUCAACAUUCCAACUGUUUUCCUCAUCCGACACCAGAACAGACACAGGCAAAUGAUACUGUGGAUCAUGUCAGAUUUACUAAAAUGAAGGUCAUCCCGUCUUCAAUGCAGGAUUCUGUUUCUACUAAAAUAAUCAGUAAUGCAGAGAAAGCAAAGUUUGUUGAUGACAAGAGGGCAGCAUUAAUUCAGAAAGUUUCUGAGGUGAUGGCAGUAGCAGAGGAUCUUGGAAACAUGGUGCACCCUGAAGCCUACGCAGUGAUUGACGCUAAAGGGACGAGCCAGGAGAAAAUGAGAGUUCUUUAUCAAAGGGUACUUACAUCAGGAGGGGAAAAGGUCAAAGCAGCCUUCUACGACGCUCUCAGAAACCAUCACCCUGCGCUAAUGGACAGUGACUAAUUCUAAAGCAAAUGGGGCUUUCCUUCAUUUUAUGGACAGCGGUGUGAAAGACUUUCUCUGCCUCUACUCCUUUCAUCUUUAUUUUUAUAUAUUAUAUUUUAUAUGUUUUUUUAUAUAUUCUGUUCAUUUUUAUGUAUGCGAUUCGUUGACAUGUUACUCCACUGUAUUUACAACAAUCAUGCAUAUAAUGAACUUUUUAAACAUGUUUUUAAUAAAAAAAAAAAAUUCAGAAA
This is a messenger RNA of Micropterus salmoides (largemouth bass), 1706 nucleotides long. Its product is annotated as receptor-interacting serine/threonine-protein kinase 3-like. The record is from RefSeq and is a predicted model, not a curated record. Gene Ontology annotation, biological process: protein phosphorylation; inflammatory response; regulation of apoptotic process. The transcript is spliced from 12 exons. Gene Ontology annotation, molecular function: ATP binding; JUN kinase kinase kinase activity. Lineage: Eukaryota; Metazoa; Chordata; Actinopteri; Centrarchiformes; Centrarchidae. Bases 160 to 1473 code for a protein of 437 amino acids.